Messenger RNA from Gasterosteus aculeatus aculeatus (three-spined stickleback), 3419 nucleotides. RefSeq names its product delta-type opioid receptor. Gene Ontology annotation, cellular component: plasma membrane; neuron projection. Lineage: Eukaryota; Metazoa; Chordata; Actinopteri; Perciformes; Gasterosteidae. The record is from RefSeq and is a predicted model, not a curated record. Gene Ontology annotation, molecular function: neuropeptide binding; dynorphin receptor activity. Gene Ontology annotation, biological process: sensory perception of pain; G protein-coupled opioid receptor signaling pathway; neuropeptide signaling pathway.
UCGAUCCCGAAUGCGCGCCGCCUCUCCGCCGGUGCGUGUGCACGAGUGUCCGCAAAGCCGCCGCCGCCGCCGCCGCUCUGCAGGCGCGCAGUUCCAUCCGCAAACUUUGACGAGCUGCAACCUUCGGCGAGGAAACGGAACGCGCACAAAACACUUUGGUUUCGGGUCGCGUGCGCUGUCCGGUCCGCGCGAGCUUCUCAUCUCACCGACGAGUUGGAGGUUUUUGUCUGUUUUGGUUUUUGUUGCGAUUCGACGGAGGUCCUGCGUGUUUAUUUACGACUGUUUUGUGAAGUUUGUCACUAUCGUGUUUUUUUUUUAUUUCAAUCUGAUCUUUUACGUGUGUUCUUCUGUCUCACUCACCCCGACACUUACCUAAUUAUUUAUUAUUUAUUCGUCAUUUACCUAAACUCAUUCCCCGCAUCACAUCGCUGAUUGGCUCGUAAAUGGUUUCAAUAUACUCUUCUAAUUGUACUUAUAAUGCUACGUUUUUUUUUUUUUUUUCAACAAACAGGUGAUAAAAUGGAAAUCACUCCGGUUGAAAUAUUCAAAGAAGAGACCAAGUGCCUCCUCGAAGACUGUCCGGGGAAUUCUUCCUCCUGGAUGUCCGGAUACCCCGAGAGCCGCAACGAGAGCCACGAUGAUAACUGGGAGCCGGACGGCAUGUCGCCCAUCAUCCCCAUCAUCACUGCGGUCUACUCCGUGGUGUUCGUGGUCGGCUUGUUGGGCAACUGCCUCGUCAUGUAUGUGAUCGUCAGGUACACAAAGAUGAAGACCGCCACCAACAUUUACAUUUUCAACUUGGCUCUCGCCGACGCCCUGGUCACCACCACGAUGCCCUUCCAGAGCACAGACUACCUGCUCAACACCUGGCCCUUCGGCGAGGUGGUCUGCAAGGUCUUCAUCUCCAUCGACUACUACAACAUGUUCACCAGCAUCUUCACCCUCACCAUGAUGAGUGUGGAUCGCUACGUGGCCGUGUGCCACCCGGUGAAGGCCCUGGACUUCCGCACUCCGAUCAAAGCCAAGAUGAUCAACGUGUGCAUCUGGAUCCUGUCGUCGGCGGCGGGCAUUCCCGCUUUCGUCCUGGGGGGCACCCAGACGAAGAGCGACGUAACCGAGUGCGCCUUGCAGUUCCCCGAGCCGUACGUGUACUGGGACACGCUGAUGAAGAUCUGCGUGUUUGUCUUCGCCUUCGUCGUGCCUGUGCUCAUCAUCACCGUGUGCUACUCCCUCAUGGUCCUGAGGCUGAAGAGCGUCCGAAUGUUGUCCGGCUCCAGGGAAAAAGACCGCAACCUGCGGCGGAUCACGCGGCUGGUGGUGGUGGUGGUGGCCGUGUUCGUGGUCUGCUGGACGCCCAUUCACAUCUUCAUCCUGGUCAAGGCGCUGGCGAGCGUGCCCGAAACCACCGCCAUCAUGGCCGCCUACUUCUUCUGCGUGGCUCUGGGCUACACAAACAGUAGCCUGAACCCCGUCCUGUACGCCUUCCUGGAUGAGAACUUCAAACGCUGCUUCAAGGACUUCUGCCUCUCGGCCAAGCUGAGGGGGGAGAAGGUGUCGGGCAGCAGGAGGACCGCCAGCGCGCGGGAAGCCGGCGUUCCCCUGGGGAACCCGCACGGGACUACAAAGCCGACGUGACUAGCGGUGGAACUGUCUUCGAUCUCUCACAUUGGAAAAGAGGACUCGCGGGACAUUGGCCUCACGCACGUCACAUCAGCAAUGUAGUUCCGUCUUAGUUGCAGGGUUUAUUUCACUCGUGUUUUAUCCAGUGGCCACAUUUCUUUUCAGAGAUCGAAUGAAGGGUUCGUGCUACAUACGGUGCGCCGCCAUGUUUUCCCUCAAGACAGAUUGUGUGUUGAGAUGGAAGACCAAAUGUUCGUCUCCAACAGGAACCAUUUCCUUUCCUAGAAAGUCGUUGUUUACGUAGAUUACAAGUAUUCCUAUCAGUUUUGUCAGUAUUGUCCCCAAACAAUAUCACACAAGACUGAACGUGAAUAAAAAGCCAGAAAUUACAAAGAGAAUUAAUGACUAUUUAAUGUGAAAAAAGAAAAUGGUGACAUGAUUCGCUCCUUCUCACGGCGCACUUGUUACAUCUGUGUGUUUAUGGUUAUAUGCUCAUUCAAUUUGGUUUCCUGCUUUCUUUCUUUCUUUCUCACAUUCUAUGUAUUCCUGUCGUUUCCACCUACGGUGUUUCCAUCACCAAACGUGCCUUCAACAGUCCAGGAUUGCAGAUGUUUGUAACAGAGGGAAAUUAUUUCAGUCACUAUUAGUAAGAACUGUUUUUUCUUAUACAGCUAACUAGUUAGGGGUGGCUGACAUCCCAUAUGCGCCAUGAUACUUUUAAUUUCUGUGUGUAAAUUGUGCUGAUUGACAACAACGUGAAAGAACCGACUCGUGUUUGGAAAAAAAAAGAAAAAGCUUUUAGAGUUCAUGCGAAAAGUUGGAAAUCCUGGACUUGAAUGUGCUUUUAAAAAUUUGACAGAGGGCUCUCUAACAGCUUUGACUCUGGAGUUGUGUCCAGUUUAAUAAGUUGUUUAAUUUGUGGUAUAUCAUUUAAUCACAUGUGCUUUGUGUGGCUUUUUACUAUGAUACACAUAGUCUUACUGAAAUACUAUUAUUGUAAGCAAAUGUUCUCAUCUGUGCAAUCUGAAAACUAAAAACAUGAAUAGCUGUUUAAACAAGUCGGUUAAAUACCUUUUAUUCUGACAAAUGUGCAAUGAGUUAUUUGUUAUAGAGAAACAGAAAAAGACUUGCACAGACAUCAUUGAAAUAUAUCGUAUCUGCAGCAUGUCAAUGAUCAUUGCUACGAUGGAAUAAAGCAACAUGGGCAGCUGAUGCUCGAUGGGCUGCGCUGUUAUUUUGAAUGUACUGCGAGUAGACUGUCUUAUAUUCACCACUCGUGAUAAUAACAUAUGCACCACUUUAGAGGUCAGCUACGUAAUUCAGAAGUAAAAUCCAUUUUCAAAAACAUUCUGUCUCAUGUCACUGAGAGCUUUGUGGGUUUGGGGAAAUUUCUUUUCAUGUUUUAUUGUUAAAAUAGAUUAAAGAAACAGACGUUCUGCUACUUGACAACAAAAUAAGAGACAUUGUUGAAAGAAACUACACUGUGACCAAGACCUCAUUGCUUUCUUUUCAGUCUCUUUAAAAUCUGCUGCCGCUGUAUAUUGGCUUUGAACGCUGUCCACUGAACAGCAGACGUGUUAAUAAAUAACAUAACCGCUCCGAAUGCUAAAUAUUAAAGCAAGCUUAACAAAUGUAGAUGUUCUUCUCGCAGUUACACCUCGACUUGUUGUCAGUUUUGAUAUGUAAAUUCUCAGUAAUAUUUUAAUGUGAUACUUUAAAUGCUGCUACAAGUGUAUUUCUAUGUUGAUUAUUUUGUUUGAAAAUAAAACGCUGUCUCUCUAGGUGGCUUUUUUAAAUUA